This is a messenger RNA of Branchiostoma floridae (Florida lancelet), 1589 nucleotides long. Its product is annotated as coiled-coil domain-containing protein 47-like. Gene Ontology annotation, biological process: endoplasmic reticulum calcium ion homeostasis. Lineage: Eukaryota; Metazoa; Chordata; Leptocardii; Amphioxiformes; Branchiostomatidae. The record is from RefSeq and is a predicted model, not a curated record. Gene Ontology annotation, cellular component: endoplasmic reticulum. The transcript has 12 exons. Bases 2 to 1432 code for a protein of 476 amino acids. Gene Ontology annotation, molecular function: calcium ion binding.
GAUGCGUGCAGUACCCAGCGCGGCCUGCCUGGUGGCGCUGCUGCUGUUUCCACUGGUCGCCAUCGUUGAGCCUCAGGACGAGUUUGCCGAGUUUGAAGAUAACGAGUUUGCGGAGUUUGAGCACGUGAUCGAGGAUGAGGAGGAGGGAGACUUCCUGAGUAUCGAGACGGAGGAUGAAGAAGAAGAGGUACUGUGGGAAGAUGUUCUGGAUGCUGAGUUUGAUGAUGGGGAGGCUGAUGUGCAGGUGGAGGAUGAUGAGGAUGAAUUUGAGCAGUUUGAUGAUGAGGAGUUUGAAGGGUUCGACUCGGAGCGAACCGGACGGAAGGGGCGGAGCCAGGACCCGCCCGACCUCAAGAUCACAAACGUGCCGUACCACCUGCGCACAAGCUGGGAGAAUUUUUACCUGGAGAUCCUGAUGAUCGGGGGGCUGCUGGCCUACGCCAUGAACUACGUCGCCGGCAAGACCAAGAACCACAAGCUCGCCAGCGCCUGGUUAACAGCACAUAAAGACCUGCUGGAGGCAAACUUCACGUCUGUUGGGGAUGAUGGGCAGGGUGCAGAGGUGCAGUCUGGGAUACUGAUGAAGGAGAGCGAGCACAUCUACUCCAUCUGGUGCUCGGGGAGGGUCUGCUGCGAGGGGAUGCUGGUCGAGAUAAAGCUGCUGAAGCGUCAGGACCUGGUGAGCGUGAUCUCGCGUAUGAUGCGCCCGUCAGCCGACCUGGUUACCGUAACCGUGGACUUGGGCGUGGCAGACAUGGACAGCUUUGUGUUCGCGGUCGGCAACAAGAAGACGAUCGGCCGACUCCACAAGGACAUGAACGACCUGAGUCUGUUCGUGCCUGACAAGCGCCCGGGAGAGAAGUACGGUCUCCCGUCCGGCAUGGCGAUCCUGUCAGAGUCAGGGGAGGUCACCAACGCCAUGAUCGACAACAAGAUGGUGCGAGUGCUGAAUAACUAUGCAGAAAUGUUCGACUUCCUACACAUCUCGGACCAGUUCUCGGGGCCAAAGGUCAAGGACGGUGACCCUCAGCCUGCCACCAAGAUGCCUGAUACCAAGAAGACCAUCAUCUUUGCCUUCAAUGUUCCAGGGCAGGGCCGCAGCUCAGUGAAGGAUGUUUUCUCCAUGGAGCCGAUGAUGAAACUCGUCUUCCACGUUCUGGACAAAGUCUCCCGCUUCCGCCUCAGCAAGGAGGCUAAGACGAAGGCUGACAAGACGCGGCUGAAGGUGGAAGAGUCCUUCCUUAAGAUGACGCAUGCCCAGCGGCAGGAGGCGGCCCAGGCCCGCCGCGAGGAGCGCCGCCGCGCCGAGAAGGACCGCAUGAUGGCGGAGGAGGACCCCGACCGCCAGCGCAAGAUGGAGGAGCGGGAAUAUCGCCGAGACAUGAAGAAGAAGCAACCCAAGGUCAAGCAGCUGAAGGUCAAGAUGGGCUGAUGACCUUGACCCAAGUGCAAUAAGAAGUGUGAAGGGCACAGUUUGAAGGUCAACGGUAGUUAGGGAUUGUAAUUUGAUACAUACAUGGGACACAUCUAUGUGACACGUACAUGCGACACAUAUAUGUGACACGUACAUGGGACACGUCAAUGUGACA